CUUUCGCUUUUGUUUCUCAGGAAAUGAAAGGAGCGACGUCGCAGAGAGGAGGCCGUCCUCCCGCUGCCGUGUGAGCCGAACCGGGCUCUCUCCGCCCCACUCGGGACUUUCCAGCGCAAAGGGAACCAUGGCCAAUAAAUCCGAUCUUCCUCUUCAUGGGUCUUCGCUCAACAUUGUGAGGCGAUGUGGCCCCCCUCUGAGUGAAAUCCUUAGGAGCAAGUUUGGAUGCGUGGCCACCAUCCACGGUGUGGAUUUUUCACAUCAGAAGACGUCAACUGUCAACGACGAGAAAAGGUUCGCUGCUACCCUGCCCGGAGGCGUCCAGGUUUCGGUGUGGAAGGCUGAUCUUGCCAAUUUCGCGGUGGAUGCUGUCGUGAAUGCAGCUAAUGAACAGCUGGAUCAUUGUGGCGGGCUGGCUCUAGCUCUGUCCAAAGCCGGGGGUCCAACAAUCCAGAGCGAGAGUCAUAAUCACGUUCGUAAUAACGGUCCCGUGAAAACAGGUGAAGCAAUUGCCCUAGAUGCUGGGGCCCUACCAUGCAACAAGAUCAUUCAUGCAGUGGGCCCAUGGAUGCCGAAAAAUCCCUCCACCUCUCAGCUUUUGGAGGCCAGGCGUAGUUUGGAAAAGGUCGUUUUCAGCAUUCUUUACCUUGUUGAGCAGAACCGCUUGCAGUCCGUUGCCAUUCCUGCCAUUAGCUCUGGUAUAUUCAACUAUCCCCUGGCAGAUUGUGCAAACACCAUAGUGACGAGUGUUAAACGCUACUGUGAAAACCCUCGCUCUACUGCACAUCUCCCCAAAGAGAUCCUCUUGGUGAACAUCGACCACCCCACGGUGGAUGAAAUGGAGCGGGCCUGCCGUCGAGUAUUCGGCAAUAGCCCGAGCGGAGGCAAAGCCACCACCUCAGCACCUGUUGUCCAUCUUAAAAAUGUCAUACUGACGCUGAAGAGGGGUCCGAUUGAGCAACAGCAGACAGAUGUCCUUGUAAACACCACAUCAAGCCACCGAGACUUGAGCGAAGGUCUAAUCUCCAGCGCUUUGUUGAAGGAAGCCGGCUAUAAACUGCAGGAUGAAUUUCGGUCUGCUUCACAUAAAGGACUUGUCAUCCCAACGAAAGGCUACAACCUGCGAUGUAAGCAGGUGUUUCAUACCAUCUGCCCUCGGAAGGAUGAAAAAUCAGCACAGCAGAUUCUUUACAAAUCAGUUUUGGAUUGCUUGGGGAUGGCAGCCACAAAAAAGCACAAGUCAAUCUCCUUUCCUGCCAUCGGCACUGGAUAUCUCGGGUUCGACAGAAAGGACUCGGCUCGGAUCAUGUACUCGGCAGUGGCAGAGUUCGCCCGUAAUUUUAAAGGAAAGAUGGAAGUUUAUUUCGUCAUAUUUCCUUCGGACGACAAUACAUAUAAGGCUUUUGAGGAGGAAAUGGCACCUCCCGAACAGAAGGCAUCUUAUCCCAGCUCUACACAAGCAGCGGACUCGUCUUCACCAGCAGCUGAGCGCGAGGAUGGUUUCCGCGGCAACAACGAGCGCGGCCCACAGAUCAGCCUGCACGGCCCUUCGAGUGAAGUGACGGCCGAGGCCGGGCGGUGGCUCUCGGGCCUCCUCAACAGAUUCUCUGGCCCCGUCGUCAUCCGCAAUAACUUCAUCCAGCACUUCGGCGAGUCGGAGCAUCAGCAGCUGUGCAGGCUCACCGGCGUCGCCAUCGACGAGGCCAUCGAGAAGGGCCGCGCACUCCUGAGUGUGAGCGGGCGCUCGGUCGAGGACGUUGUGGUUGCUGUGUUGCAGGUGGAGGGCAUGCUCUGCAAAGUUCAGAGGGAGUUCGCCAUGGAGGAGAAAAGGGGCUUCAUGCGCGAUGCCGGGAUGACGAAGAUGCCCUUCUCUGAAUUGAAGGUGGUCGACAGUGCAAGCCCAGAGUUCAAGGAGAGAGAUGUUUUCUACAGAUAUCACAACCUGCGCUUGUGCAAGAUGCAAAAAGUGGAGAACCCUACACUGGAGACUCUCUACGACCUCAAGAGAGAGCAGCUUCGCUGCACAACUCCCCGACAAAUGCUCCAACGCAUACCUGCACACUUCUGUGAGAUGGUCAGCCACGUGGGAUUCCACGCCGAGUUUGCGCCGCCCAAGGACCCAGCUUACGGAGCGGGCAUCUACUUUGCUGGCACUGUGAAGAAGGCCUUGGAAGUGUGGAAAUGUGCGAAGGAGGAAAAUGAGGAGUAUGUGUACUUCGUGGAGGCCGAGGUGCUGACAGGAAACUCCACCCGUGGUACAGAAGGUCUCAUUCUGCCGCCGGCUCUGGGGACGGAUCCCAACGUCCGCUACGACAGUGUGAGCGGAGGACCCGACGUCUCCGUCAUAUUUAGUGGUUACCAAGCUCGACCCAAGUACAUUAUCACCUGUAGGAUGGGAUUCCCUUACAAGAACACAGAUUGACUCAUGUAUUAGAAAACAAAGUGACCUUACUUUUGAAAUCAUAAUGGCAGUGCAGACAGUAAGUAAAAUAGCUUAUAUUCAGUUAAUGAAAGACAAGUCAUUGCUUUGAGUUUCCUAUUUUUUCAUUCCAAUUUCUUUUUGUACUUCAUAUUGUAAAUCACCAUAUAGCAACAAUAUCAUAGUUUUAACGAUGUAUAUGCAAAUAUUAUUAGAGCAACAUAUUUUACCAGUGAUUGUACUGUUUAUAUCACUUCAUAAAACAAUGAAUGUGUGCUGAUCUAAUUUUGAUGCCCCUGGGUGAAGCAGGUUAAGAGUCUGAUGCUAAAAUUAAAAUUAAACAAUGUAAAAAAAUAAAGAUUCAUUGUAUAAUUUUUCUGGAA
Pungitius pungitius (ninespine stickleback) is the source of this 2802-nucleotide messenger RNA. It is a transcript of the gene parp9, whose product is annotated as poly(ADP-ribose) polymerase family member 9. Gene Ontology annotation, molecular function: NAD+ poly-ADP-ribosyltransferase activity; NAD+-protein mono-ADP-ribosyltransferase activity; ubiquitin-like protein ligase binding. The transcript is spliced from 8 exons. Lineage: Eukaryota; Metazoa; Chordata; Actinopteri; Perciformes; Gasterosteidae. Gene Ontology annotation, cellular component: cytoplasm; nucleus. The record is from RefSeq and is a predicted model, not a curated record. Gene Ontology annotation, biological process: negative regulation of gene expression; positive regulation of type II interferon-mediated signaling pathway; protein poly-ADP-ribosylation. The coding region runs from base 128 to 2422 and encodes 764 amino acids.